GGACGCGUAUCCUCAGCAUUCCACUCAUUCCAGCCCUGCAACCUCACUCAGGACACGCGUGGACACACUACAUCCUCACUCGGGGACUGGAAGAAGCUUUGUGGCGGCACACAUGACACCUGACACCUGACACGUGACACCAGCUUUGGGUUCCUGAAGUAGCGUCCCUGCGUCAUGAGGACCGCGGAGACGGGUCCCACCACGGUCCUGCACCGUCUCAUCCAGGAGCAGCUGCGCUGGGGGAAGCUGGCGGACACUCGGGCGCUGCUGGCCAUCCAGCAGCAGGCCCUGCGUGGAGGAGGACGCCCCGUCACAGGAAGUCCUGGUCACUCCGAGGAGAAGCUGAGCCGGGGGGACACGCGGGCGUCCACCAGGCAGGACCCUCAAGGCCAGGAGCACCGGGGUAGCGGCGUCCAGCCGGAAAAGUCCCAGAAGAACUCCUUCCAGCUGGGUGGAGAGGAGCUUCCUAGCUAUGAGGAGGCCCAGCACCUGAUGUCCCACAAGGAGGACAUGACAUGCGGAGGAGGACACCUGAUAUCAAACAAGGAGGACAUGAGGUGUGGAGGAGGACAUCUGAUAUCAAACAAGGAGGAUAUGACAUGUGGAGGAGGACACCUGAUAUCAAACAAGGAGGACAUGACAUGCGGAGGAGGACACCUGAUAUCAAACAAGGAGGACAUGAGGUGUGGAGGAGGACAUCUGAUAUCAAACAAGGAGGACAUGAGGUGUGGAGGAGGACAUCUGAUAUCAAACAAGGAGGAUAUGACAUGUGGAGGAGGACACCUGAUAUCAAACAAGGAGGACAUGAGGUGUGGAGGAGGACACCUGAUAUCAAACAAGGAGGACAUGACAUGUGGAGGAGGACACCUGAUAUCAAACAAGGAGGACAUGAGGUGUGGAGGAGGACACCUGAUGUCAAACAAGGAGGACAUGAGGUGUGGAGGAGGACACCUGAUAUCAAACAAGGAGGACAUGAGGUGUGGAGGAGGACACCUGAUAUCAAACAAGGAGGACAUGAGGUGUGGAGGAGGACAUCUGAUAUCAAACAAGGAGGACAUGAGGUGUGGAGGAGGACAUCUGAUAUCAAACAAGGAGGAUAUGACAUGUGGAGGAGGACACCUGAUAUCAAACAAGGAGGACAUGAGGUGUGGAGGAGGACACCUGAUAUCAAACAAGGAGGACAUGACAUGUGGAGGAGGACACCUGAUAUCAAACAAGGAGGACAUGAGGUGUGGAGGAGGACACCUGAUGUCAAACAAGGAGGACAUGAGGUGUGGAGGAGGACACCUGAUAUCAAACAAGGAGGACAUGAAGUGUGGAGGAGGACACCUGAUGUCAAACAAGGAGGACAUGAGGUGUGGAGGAGGACACCUGAUAUCAAACAAGGAGGACAUGAGGUGUGGAGGAGGACACCUGAUGUCAAACAAGGAGGACAUGAGGUGUGGAGGAGGACACCUGAUGUCCCACAAGGAGGACAUGAGGUGUGGAGGAGGACACCUGAUGUCCCACAAGGAGGACAUGACAUGUGGUGGAGGACACCUGAUGUCCCACAAGGAGGACAUGAGGUGUGGAGGAGGACACCUGAUGUCCCACAAGGAGGAGAUGUGGUGUGGAGGAGGACACCUGGACGCCAAGCUGGAACACAGUCGUUCCCUCAGCGAGCGGCUGAUGCAGUUGUCCCUGCAGAGGAGCACUCAGAGUCAGGUUCUGUCCCUCAGCUCCUCCCACAGUUCUCCUCAGCUGUGCAGCAGUCCAGGAGCCCCAUUGGACCCCAGAGGACCGCCGCCAGGAUACCAGCAGGAGGCUCCGCCCCCCUCGCACAGGAAGGCUGGCGUUGCCAUGACGACGGCGGCGGCGUCCGGCGACGCGCUGAUGAUGGAGAACAUCAGGCUGAGGCAGGAAGUGGAGAUGUACGCCCAGAAGGUGGCUCGCCUGGACAAGAUGGAGGAGGAGAUGAAGAAAGUCUCUGAGGCGCACCAGACCUUGAUGAAGGACUCAGUCAAGCGCCAAGACCUGGAGAAGACGAUGAGGAAGAAGCUGGAGGCGGAGAUGAAGAGGAUGCACGACUUCAACCGCGACCUAAGAGAACAACUGUGGGCGGCGACCAAGCAGCGAGCGGUCAAGGAGGAGGAACACUCGGACCACAAGCAGCACGUCUUCCUGAAGCUGCUGGAACAAAACGAGCAGCAGUGGCGGGAGAAGGAGCGCCUGGAGAAGAAGGUCCAGCACCUGUGUCUCUCGGCCGAGGACAGCCGGCGGGCGCGUGAGCGCCUGGAGGUGGCGCUGCUGGCGUCGCACGCUCGCAACCGGCUGCUGGGGGAGGAGCUUCAAAGAAAGCGCGCCUACGUGGAGAAGGUGGAGCGCCUCCAGGGCUCGCUGGCCCAGCUGCAGGCGGCGUGCGAGAAGCGGGAGGAGCUGGAGCUGCGCCUGCGCACCCGGCUGGAGGAGGAGCUGAGGAGCCUGCGGGGACAACAGAACCGGACCUCGGGCCUGCGGGCUGCGGAGCCAGAGUCCUGCUUGUGGCGGCAGCAGCUGGGGGAGCCAGAGGGGCGCAUCCUGGUCCUGGAGGAUGACAUCAGCAGCUGGGAGCACAAGUACCUACAAGAGAGUACCAUCAGGUACUUUGCUGUGGACCCUGCUGCGGCGCACAGAGACACCACCACCACCACCAUCAGCAAGUCGCCUCCACUUUCUCCUGACAGCAGCUCGAAGGAGGACCUGCCUGUCACCUGUCUCACACAGCAGGAAGUGCAGAACAGGAUGCGAGCCUUGCACGUCCAGCUCCUGGAGAAGGACUCCAUGAUCCGGGUCCUGCAGCAGCGCUCCAGACGGGACCAAGGAGUCCUCAGGCCUGCCCGCUCCGUCCCAUCCAUCUCUGCAGCAGGGGGCGCCUCCACCGACACCAAAGGGAAAAGUCUCUCAGAUGACCAGACAGGCGUCGCCGGGCUGCGACACAGGAGCCCACAAGAGUGUGACGUGGCCCCCCCACUGGAGACAACACCCACGGGGGAAGUGACGAGCACGGGCAGAAGGGAUGAGGACGUGGUGGACAUGGUGGACAUGGUGGACAUGGAGGACAUGGUGGAGAUCCUCAUCUGAAGAAGGCUCAAAAUGUCAUGGAAGCCUGAAGGACUCUGAGACCUUGGAACACGUGUGUCUUAUUUAUUUCUAAUGUGCUGCUCGUCUUUUUUAAGCUCCAACAUUCUGUUUUAUUGCCUUUUUAUUUAAAAUUAAGCGUCUUUUCUGUGUAACAGACCUCCAUCUUUUUAUCUAACUUAUUAUUUAUCUUUUCUGUCCAAAGUCCACUUAGUCCUCCUUCCAAAGACCCUCAAAAAUAAUGUCCUUCGGCGCCGCUGUGCGUCAAAAAAAACCUAGCGUGACCAAAAAAUAAAAUAAAAAAAAGUGUCCAUAAUGUGAGAUCGCAUGAGUGCUGCCGGCACAAGGGAGCUGCAGUUUUCUGAAAGAGACAUUCAUCCCGUCAUGACAUUGCAAAGCAGAGACAAGAUGACGAUGCCUAUUUUAUAAAAAACAAACAAACCUAGGAAAAACACCCUUCUGAAAGUCACAAGCCGGUUGCUCGAGUGCUGCCGGCACUAGAUAGCUGCAGUUCACUGAGGGAGAAAUAACUGUGUCAUGACAUUGCGACGCAGAGACAAGAUGACGAAGCCUAUGUUAAUUUUUUUUUUUUCAAACCUAGGAAAAACACCCAUCCGAUAGUCACAAGAUGGUUGCACGAGUGCUGCCGGCACAAGGGAGCUGCGGUUCAAUGAAAGGGAUACCUUUCGUCAUGACAUUGCAUCGCAGAGACAAGAUGACGACACCUAUGUUAUAAAAAAACAAACAAACCUAGGAAAAACACCCUUCUGAAAGUCACAAGAUGGUUGCUCGUGUGCUGCUGGCACUAGAGAGCUGCAGUUCACUGAGGGAGAAAUUACUCUGUCAUGACAUUGCGACGCAGAGACAAGAUGACGAAGCCUAUGUUAAUUUUUUUUUUUUUCAAACCUAGGAAAAACACCCAUCCGAUAGUCACAAGAUGGUUGCAUGAGUGCUGCCGGCACAAGGGAGCUGCAGUUUUCUGAAAGAGAAAUUCAUCUCGUCAUGACAUUGCAUCGCAGAGACAAGAUGACGACGCCUAUUUUAUAAAAAAACAAACAAACCUAGGAAAAACACCCUUCUGAAAGUCACAAGAUGGUUGCUCGAGUGGUGCCGGCACUAGAUAGCUGCAGUUCACUGAGGGAGAAAUAACUCUGUCAUGACAUUGCGACGCGGAGACAAGAUGACAAAGCCUACGUAAAAAAAUUUUUUUUUUUAAACCUAGGAAAAACACCCAUAUGAUAGUCACAAGAUGGUUGCACGAGUGCUGCCGGCACAAAGGAGCUGCGGUUAAAUGAAAGGGAUACAUCUCGUCAUGACAUUGCGACGCAGAGACAAGAUGACGAUGCCUAUGUUAAAAAAAACAAAAAGAAACAAACCUAGGAAAAAACACCCAUUUGAUAGUCACAAGAUGGUUGCAUGAGUACUGCCAGCUCUAGGGAGCUGCAGUUUAAUGAAAGAGAGAUACAAAUCGUCAUGACAUUGUGACACAGAGACAAGAAUAUGAUGCCUAAGUUAAAAAAAAAAAAACAAACCUAGGAAAAACCACCCAUCUGAUAGUCAUAAGAUAGUUGCACGAGUGCUGCCGGCACUAUGGAGCUGCGGUUCAAUGAGGAAAAGAUGAAUCCCGUCAUGACAUUGUGACGCAGAGACAAGAUGAUGACGCCCAUGGACAAAAACACAAAUAAACCUAGGAAAAACACCCAUCUAAUAGUCACAAGAUGGUUGCACGAGUGCUGUCUGCACGAGGGAGCUGUAGUUCACUGAGGGAGAAAUAACUCCAUCAUGACAUUGAGACGCAGAGACAAGAUGACGAAGCCUAUGUUAAAAAAAUAAUAUUUUUAAACAUAGGAAAAACACCAAUCUGAUAGUCACAAGAUGGUUGCACGAGUGCUGCCGGCACAAGGGAGCUGCUUUUAAAUGAAAGGGAUACAUCUCGUCAUGACAUUGCGACGCAGAGACAAGAUGACGAAGCCUAUGUUAAAAAAAACUAACAAACCCAGGAAAAACACCCAUCUGAUAGUCACAUAAUGGUUGCACGAGUGCUGCCGGCACCCGGGAGCUGGUUCACUAAGGUAAAGAUAACUCCUGUCAUGAUACUGUGACGCAGAGACAAGAUGACAACCCCUAUAUUAAAAAAAUAAAAACCUAGGCAAAACACCCAUCUGAUAGUCACUAGAUGGUUGCACGAGUGCUGCCGGCACUAGGGAGCUGAGGUUCACUGAGGAAAAGUUGAAAUCCAUCAUGACAUUAAAGAAACAAACAAACUUAAGAUGAUUAAAAAAACUAAUAUAUAAUCUGAGAGUAGCAGGAUAAUUGCACAAGUGCUGCCUGAACUAGGGAGCUGCGGUUCCCUGAGGGAAAGUUGAGAUCCAUCAUGACUUUAAACAACAACAAAAAACUUAAGAUGAUUAAAACGUUAAAAUGGCUCACAUUCUCCGCGAUGCACCCGUCCCGGGCUCGGACCCGUGGCGGCUGGUUCCGCCACCAAUGGAGCUCUGUUUGUUUUUUAAUUUUUAUUUAAUUGUUUAUUUUAUAACACACACACACACACACACACACACACACACACACACACACACACACACACACACGUGUCAUGACGUCUUGUGUUCCACCAAGAGAUUAAAGUAUUAAUAUAUGUCCAUCA
This is a messenger RNA of Nerophis ophidion (straightnose pipefish), 5743 nucleotides long. RefSeq names its product angiomotin like 2a (gene amotl2a). Gene Ontology annotation, biological process: regulation of cell migration; establishment of cell polarity involved in ameboidal cell migration; angiogenesis. The record is from RefSeq and is a predicted model, not a curated record. The coding region runs from base 175 to 3099 and encodes 974 amino acids. Gene Ontology annotation, cellular component: cytoplasmic vesicle; plasma membrane; bicellular tight junction. The transcript has 11 exons. NCBI's taxonomy places the organism in Eukaryota, Metazoa, Chordata, Actinopteri, Syngnathiformes, Syngnathidae.